Talpa occidentalis (Iberian mole) is the source of this 2030-nucleotide messenger RNA. It is a transcript of the gene ADRB2, whose product is annotated as adrenoceptor beta 2. Gene Ontology annotation, molecular function: norepinephrine binding; beta2-adrenergic receptor activity. The record is from RefSeq and is a predicted model, not a curated record. NCBI's taxonomy places the organism in Eukaryota, Metazoa, Chordata, Mammalia, Eulipotyphla, Talpidae. The transcript has a single exon. Bases 232 to 1488 code for a protein of 418 amino acids. Gene Ontology annotation, cellular component: membrane. Gene Ontology annotation, biological process: norepinephrine-epinephrine-mediated vasodilation involved in regulation of systemic arterial blood pressure; negative regulation of smooth muscle contraction; adenylate cyclase-activating adrenergic receptor signaling pathway.
GCACUCCGAGUCAGCUUCUCCAGAGCGCAAGACGGGACUGACAGUCACCGCGAGCUCAGCGCAACCCGCAAGCUGAGUUUGCAGGACGCGCCCCCACCACACCCACCCCACGGCGGCUGAAUGAGGCUUCCAGGCGCCCGCUCGCUGUCCGCAGCGCCCCGCGGGAGGUCAGUCCGCUGAGGCGCGGCCAGGAGCCCGCUGUCGGCGCGCUCACCUGCCAGCCUGCGCACCAUGGGGCAGCCGGGGAACCACAGCCUCCCCUUGCUGACGCUCAACCACAGCAACGCGACGGACCAAAAUGUCACGCAGGAACGGGACGAGGCGUGGGUGGUGGGCAUGGGCAUUCUCAUGUCGCUCAUCGUCCUGGCCAUCGUGUUUGGAAACGUGCUGGUCAUCACAGCCAUCGCCAAGUUCGAGCGUCUGCAGACGGUCACCAACUACUUCAUCACCUCCCUAGCCUGUGCUGACCUGGUCAUGGGCCUGGCGGUGGUACCUUUUGGGGCCUGCCACAUCCUCAUGAAAAUGUGGACUUUUGGCAACUUCUGGUGCGAGUUUUGGACUUCCAUUGACGUGUUGUGCGUCACGGCCAGCAUCGAGACCCUGUGCGUCAUCGCCGUGGAUCGUUACUUUGCCAUCACAUCACCCUUCAAGUACCAGAGCCUGUUGACCAAGAAUAAGGCUCGAGUGGUCAUCUUGAUGGUGUGGAUCGUAUCGGGCCUUACCUCCUUCUUACCCAUCCAGAUGCACUGGUACCGGGCCACCCACAAGGAAGCCACCGACUGCUACCACAGGGAGACCUGCUGUGACUUCUUCACGAACCAGGCCUAUGCCAUUGCUUCCUCUAUCGUGUCCUUCUACUUGCCCCUGGUGGUCAUGGUCUUCGUGUACUCCAGGGUCUUCCAGGUGGCCAAAAGGCAGCUCCAGAAGAUCGACAGAUCGGAGGGCCGCUUCCAUGCCCAAAACCUCAGCCAAGUGGAGCAGGAUGGACGGAGCGGGCAUGGACACCGCAGGGCCUCCAAGUUCUGCUUGAAGGAGCACAAAGCCCUCAAGACUUUGGGCAUCAUCAUGGGCACUUUCACCCUGUGCUGGCUGCCCUUCUUCAUCGUCAACAUCGUGCACGUGAUCCAGGACAACCUCAUCCGCAAGGAAGUUUACAUCCUCCUGAACUGGGUGGGCUACGUCAACUCGGCGUUCAAUCCCCUCAUCUACUGUCGCAGCCCGGAUUUCAGGAUUGCCUUCCAGGAGCUUCUGUGCCUGCGCAGGUCUUCUCUCAAGGACUGUGGGAAUGGCUACUCCAACAACAGCAACGGCCGAACUGACUUCACCGGAGAGCAGGGCGGAUACCACCUGGGGCAGGAGAAAGACUGCAGACUGCUUUGUGAGGACCCCCGGGGCACAGAAGACCUUGUGAGCCGGCAAGGUACUGUGCCUAGUGAUAGCAUUGAUUCCCAAGGGAGGAACUGUAGUACAAAUGACUCGCUGCUCUAGUGCGACUUUGCUACUUUCUAAGACUCCCCCUCCCAGCCAAACACUAAACAGACUAUUUAACUUGAGUGUAAUAAAUUUAGAAUAAACUUGUAUAGAGGUAUGCAGGAGGAAAGACCCCCUUCUGCCCGUUUUUUUAUUUUUUUAAGCUGUAAAAAAGAGAAAAUGUAUUUGAGUGAUUACUUGUUUCUUGUAUAGUUCAGUUCCUCUCUGCAUGGGACUUGUAAGUUUAUGUCUGAAGGGCUUCAGUCCCAGAGGACCUGGAGCUGCUGUGUUGUGAUGACUUUUCCGUGUAUCUACCUCAUUGGUCAAGUAUUAGGAGUAAUAUAAUGCUGCUGGUAAUUUGUAUCUGAAGGAGGCGUUCCUUCCUGCAUCCUUGGACUCAAGGGUCUCGAGUAUCUUGGACCUUUCUGCUGUGAACACGGACUCUCCCCGCUCCUCUUAUUUGCUCAACUGGGGUGUUGUAGGCAGGGAUUUGAGGGGCAGCUUCAGUUGUUUUCCUGAGCAAAGUCUAAGGUUUACAGUAAAUAAAUUGUUUGACCAUG